AAAUUAGCUUCAAAGCUAAGGCAAAUCAAUUAAAGGAAGUAGUGAAAAGAAAGGGUAGGCCAUUGCCAAUGGCCACAUUGCUCACUGCCUUGUUUCUCGUUUGUUGCUGCACCGCACCUACUCCAUCAUCUCAAUCUCAUAUAUGUUCGCAUAAGGACAACAUGCUGAAAAUUGUCCAUGCUUGUUAUUCCUGUUUCAACAUGACUCUGGACCUUCAAACUCUGCACUGAAAACCACUAGCCAAUUAGCCAUUGCCGACCCAAAGUUUCAGCCAUGACACCCUUUUCAUUGCUCUUAUUCCUGCUUUUCUUUGCUGCAAAUAUUGCCCUCCUUUCUGCUGUUACAGACCCUCACGAUGCUGCUGCUCUCCAAUCUUUGAAAGAUUCAUGGCAAAAUACACCUCCAAGCUGGGUUAAGUCAGAUGACCCUUGUGGAGCACCAUGGGAAGGAGUCACAUGCAACAGCUCAAGGGUGACUGCACUGGGAUUAUCAACCAUGGGUCUUAAAGGGAAACUAAGUGGUGACAUUGGGGGCCUAACUGAAUUGAGAUCCUUGGACCUGUCAUUUAAUCGGGAUCUCACCGGUUCUCUGUCGCCACGACUGGGGGAUUUGGAAAAGCUGAAUAUCCUAAUUCUAGCUGGAUGUGGUUUCACUGGUAAUAUUCCAGAAGAACUUGGAAAUCUUGCAGAGCUAUCCUUCUUGGCCCUGAAUUCAAACAAUUUCACUGGUAAAAUACCUCCCUCAUUGGGAAAGCUCUCUAAACUGUAUUGGCUGGAUCUUGCUGACAAUCAGCUGGUGGGAGCUAUCCCAGUUUCAACACCCACCUCCCCUGGAUUGGACCUCCUUUUAAAGGCUAAACAUUUCCAUUUCAAUAAAAAUAAGCUUUCGGGUACCAUUCCCCCAAAACUUUUCAGCUCUGAGAUGGUACUAAUACACAUACUAUUUGAUGGAAACCAAUUAACUGGGAACAUCCCAUCCACAUUAGGACAUGUUCAGACUCUUGAAGUUCUUCGACUGGAUCGAAAUGCUUUGUGGGGAGAGGUCCCUUCAAAUCUCAACAACCUUACAAACAUCAAUGAAUUGAAUUUAGCACACAAUAAUCUUACAGGCCCUCUACCAGACUUAACCUCAAUGAAUACCCUCAAUUAUGUGGAUCUUAGUAAUAAUUCAUUUGACCCAACAGAAGCUCCAGUUUGGUUCUCAACCUUAUCGUCGCUCACCACUCUUGUUAUUGAACAUGGAUCGCUACAAGGGCCUGUACCAGAAAAGCUUUUCAGCUUCCCACAGAUACAGCAAGUGAAACUACGAAACAAUGCCUUCAAUGGCACAUUGAACCUGGGUGAUAGUGUUGGCACUCAACUUCAACUUGUUGAUUUGCAGAACAACCAGAUUUCCUCCAUAACUCUAGGAUCUGGAUAUUCAAAUACUUUAAUACUUAUAGGCAAUCCUGUGUGCACAACUGCUAUCUCGAAUACUAAUUUCUGUCAGAUCCAGCAACAAAAUACAAAACCCUAUUCCACCAGCCUAGCUAAUUGUGGAAGUAAAUCAUGUCCCGUUGAUCAGAAGCUGAGCCCUCAAAGCUGUGAAUGUGCCUAUCCAUUUGAAGGAACAUUGUAUUUCAGAGGACCCAUGUUCAGGGAACUGUCUAAUGUGAAUAUGUUCCACUCAUUAGAAAUGAGCCUUUGGGUCAAAUUAGGCCUAACACCUGGUUCAGUUUUUCUUCAGAAUCCCUUCUUCAAUGUCGAUGACUAUCUUCAGAUUCAGCUGGCACUCUUUCCAUCCAGCGGAGAAUACUUCAAUAGAUCUGAAGUUCUGAGAAUUGGAUUUGAUUUGAGUAAUCAAACCUACAAGCCUCCUCCAGAGUUUGGACCAUACUAUUUCAUUGCUUCUCCUUAUCCUUUCCCAGCCUCACUUGGAACUUCUGUUAGCAAAGGAGUAAUCAUUGCUGUAGCAACUGGGGCAGCCAUUUUGGUUCUUGGCCUCAUUGGAGUUGGAAUAUAUGCUGUUCGGCAAAAGAAACGUGCAGAAAAAGCUAUCGGAUUGAGUAACCCAUUUGCAUCUUGGGCACCAAGCGGCAAAGACAGUGGGGGUGCACCACAGUUGAAAGGAGCAAGGUGGUUUUCUUAUGAUGAACUUAAGAAGUGCACCAAUAAUUUUUCUGAAAGCAAUGAACUAGGAUAUGGAGGGUAUGGGAAGGUAUACAAAGGAACGCUCUCUGAUGGACAAUCUGUGGCAAUUAAAAGAGCUCAGCAUGGAUCAAUGCAGGGUGGGCUUGAAUUCAAGACUGAAAUUGAAUUACUUUCCAGAGUUCAUCACAAAAACCUUGUCGGUCUUGUUGGGUUUUGUUUUGAUCAAGGAGAGCAAAUGCUGGUUUAUGAAUUUAUGGCCAAUGGAACACUUCGAGAGAGCCUGUCUGGGAGAUCUGGCAUUUAUCUUGACUGGAAAAGGAGACUCCGGAUAGCUCUUGGCUCAGCUAGAGGUCUAGCUUACCUACAUGAGCUUGCAAAUCCUCCCAUUAUCCACAGAGAUAUUAAGUCCACCAACAUUUUGUUGGAUGAAAAUUUAACCGCAAAGGUUGCGGACUUUGGCUUGUCGAAAUUGGUAUCAGACAGUUCAAAGGGCCAUGUUUCAACCCAAGUUAAAGGCACAUUGGGUUAUUUAGAUCCUGAAUAUUACAUGACCCAGCAAUUAACCGAGAAGAGUGAUGUUUAUAGCUUUGGAGUGGUAAUGCUUGAACUCAUAACAGCUAAGCAACCAAUCGAGAAAGGUAAGUAUGUAGUGCGGGAGGUGCGAAGCGUGAUGGAUAUGAAGGAUGACGAGCAUUACGGAUUGAGGGAGUUAAUGGAUCCAAGCAUAAGAAGCUCGGGAAAUCUACUAGGAUUUGGGAAAUUCUUGGAGUUGGCAAUGCAAUGUGUUGAAGAUUCAGCUACAGAUCGUCCAACAAUGAGCGACGUGGUAAAGGCCAUUGAAACCAUUCUGCAAAACGAUGGGAUGAAUACAAACUCCACUACUUCUGCCUCGUCCUCUGCCACUGAUUUCGGAGUUGCAAAAGGUUCUCUUAGGCAUCCUUAUGCCGAUGCUUUACCUAAGAAAGAGGUCAAUGUCAGUGAUAGUGAUGCUUUCGACUACAGUGGUGGAUACACACUUUCUGCAAAAGUUGAACCCAAAUAGAUCACCCAAUUUCCUCCACCAUCUUCUUCAAUUCUUUUUUUUUUCUCUAGGAAUCUGCACAAGUUUUUUUUUUCCUUCUAGAUCACCAUCUCCUUUAUAUAUAUACAUAUGAAACGGAGUUACUAUUACACAGAUAUAUAUAUAGGUUAUAUAUAUACACAAGCAAGGAAGACUUAAUUUAGUGAAAGGUAUGACUGCAUUUCCAUAAGUGAUCCUGUUUACUGCUAGAUAUGUAACAGUACCAUCUUUCAUUUUUGUAUGAAACUUUUUUUGGGGAUAAACCAAGUAUUUCUAACA
This is a messenger RNA of Gossypium raimondii (Peruvian cotton), 3468 nucleotides long. RefSeq names its product leucine-rich repeat receptor protein kinase HPCA1. The transcript has 19 exons. Bases 274 to 3171 code for a protein of 965 amino acids. The record is from RefSeq and is a predicted model, not a curated record. Gene Ontology annotation, molecular function: ATP binding; protein kinase activity; protein binding. NCBI's taxonomy places the organism in Eukaryota, Viridiplantae, Streptophyta, Magnoliopsida, Malvales, Malvaceae. Gene Ontology annotation, biological process: protein phosphorylation.